GAGUUUGGUGUCUAUUCGAAUUUCUCCUGUCAAGCCGUGAGCACUUGGAGUUGGUUUUUGUCACCAACGCUGGAGUAAUAGGUGAUGAUGGCUGCAGCUCUUUUGACAUUGCGUUGGAGGUGGGUAAGAAAAUAAAGUCUCUGCAAGUCGCCACGUGUGGGGCAUCUUCUGAGAAAGACAAGAAAGACAUCUUCGAUUACAUCAUCUCCGAGUUGGGAAGCCUUGAGCGAAUGGAUGAUCAAAUUCGAAAGCUCAUGGCUCAGAUGCUGAUGCGAAAUCUGGCCAACGUGGAAAAAGAUGAUCCAGCUGGAUUGUGUGCAUUGGCUCGCCAUCAGGCAGGGGACAACUGGAUGGAAAGUCGGGUUUCGAAUACCAAGAUCCAAUAUUUGGAGGCGCCCAAGCUACGGCCGUUGCAUUGCACCAAAGAGUGGCCAAAGACGCCACCCCCGCAGGAGCUGCUCACAACAGCCGCUGCAGCCUUGGCCGGAGACUUUCGGUUGCAGAACGACUGGCCAAUUGAGCGCGUUCUGAAUACCUUCUGCUACCAGAAGUUUCAUUGGAAAGGGUCACCCUGCGCUUCGCCCAUCGGGCUGUUGUGGUUGACGCAUGUGCACGCCCUGCGUAGCCACCCUGCGCCCCAAGCCGCAGAUGUAGCGGGUGCCCGACAUUUGCAGGACUGUGAAGUGAUUGGCUGGGCGGAGCUUUGUGAACGGAAAAAACUGAUGUCAGGGUCCUGCUUUCAACUUGAGCCCACCGCGGCAGCUCCACUCUGCGAGCUGCAAGGGCCCCAUGGGGCACCUGCGCAGCUGCGGCCAGCGGCUGCGGGGAUUUUGACCUUGACAUCCGGGGAGCUACACAUCACUGGGACACUGAACUUUGCAGAUGCUCACGUGGAAGCGUGGCAUGAAGGUCCAUCCGAUCCAAACUCUACCGCAACUGGUGGCGCCUUUUUCAGCGUGAAAGGCACUGCAGCUAUGAAUGGUGGUGGCUUCUCAGCUCGGGGAGACCUGACCCUGGGCGGCAUAUUCAGGAUUGUGUUCCGAGACUCUGAAGUCGUGAUCGAAAACGUUGCAGCGAUGUAUGGUGCUGGCUUCCAUGUCAAGGGAAAUGUCUACAUUUCUGUGGGACACUCAGAGAAUUCCAUGAUCCUCAUCCAGAACGUCAGAUGCAGCAAGAAUGGUGGAGGUUUCUCAGCCCUAAAAAACUUGCAAGUGAGCAACAGCUCAGUCGUCAGCCUUCAGAACGUGAUCACACAAAAACAUGGAGGAGGUUUCAUUGCCUUUGGGGAGGUUGAGAUAGAUGGGAAUUCCACAAUCAACAUUUUCAAUAGCCGCGCUGAAUCAGGAGAUGGGGGAGGUUUUGACGCUGAAAAGGGCUUGAAGCUGUUGACGAGCUCAAGACUCAUAAUUCGGAAUGCGACAGCUGGAAACCAUGGAGGAGGAUUCCAUGUCAAAGGCAGGACGUUGAUCAGCCGUUCCACAGUCAGCAUCGAAAAGGCAACAGCCCGGCAGUUUGGUGGAGGCUUCAACUCACUGGACGAGGUUGUCAUUGAUGAGAUGUCAAGUGUCAGCAUUUCCGAUUCAAGAUCUGCAGGAGCACGGGGUGGAGGCUUUAACACCGACCGACGCUUGCAGGUGACCAACAGCUCAAACGUCAGCCUUCAGAACGUGACCGCCCAAAAACAUGGAGGAGGAUUCAAGUGUCUUGCAGAGGUUGAGAUAGCUGGGAAUUCGACUGUCAACAUUUCCAACGGCUGCGCUGAAUCAAAAGACGGUGGAGGCUUUUAUGCUGAAAUAGGUUUGAGGAUGUCCACUAGCUCAACCCUACUCAUUCAAAAUGUAACCGCUGGAAGACAUGGAGGAGGUUUCUUUGCCAUUGGAGAGGUUGAGAUAGCUGGGAAUUCCACAAUCAAGAUUUCCAACAGUCGCGCUGAAUCAGGAGAUGGAGGAGGUUUUGACACUGAAAAGGGCUUGAAGCUGUUGACAGGCUCAAGGCUCAACAUUCGGAAUGCGACAGCUGGAAACCACGGAGGAGGAUUCCAUGUCAAAGGCAGGACGUUGAUCAGCCGUUCCACAGUCAGCAUCGAAAAGGCAACAGCCCGGCAGUUUGGUGGAGGCUUCAACUCACUGGACGAGGUUGUCAUUGAUGAGAUGUCAAGUGUCAGCAUUUCCGAUUCAAGAUCUGCAGGAGCACAGGGUGGAGGCUUCAACACCGACCGACGCUUGCAGGUGACCAACAGCUCAGUCGUCAGCCUUCAGAACGUGACCGCGCAAAAAUAUGGAGGAGGAUUCAAGUGUCUUGCAGAGGUUGAGAUAGCUGGGAAUUCGACUGUCAACAUUUCCAACGGCUGCGCUGAAUCAAAAGACGGUGGAGGCUUUUAUGCUGAAAUAGGUUUGAGGAUGUCCACUGGCUCAACCCUACUCAUUCAAAAUGUAACCGCUGGAAGACAUGGAGGAGGUUUCUUUGCCAUUGGAGAGGUUGAGAUAGCUGGGAAUUCCACAAUCAACAUGUCCAACAGUCGCGCUGAAUCAGGAGAUGGAGGAGGUUUUGACACUGAAAAAGGCUUGAAGCUGUUGACGGGCUCAAGGCUCAACAUUCGGAAUGCGACAGCUGGAAACCAUGGAGGAGGAUUCCAUGUCAAAGGCAGGACGUUGAUCAGCCGUUCCACAGUCAGCAUCGAAAAGGCAACAGCCCGGCAGUUUGGUGGAGGCUUCAACUCAGUGGACGAGGUUGUCAUUGAUGAGAUGUCAAGUGUCAGCAUUUCCGAUUCAAGAUCGGCAGAAGCACAUGGUGGAGGCUUCAACACCGACCGACGCUUGCAGGUGACCAACAGCUCAGUCGUCAGCCUUCAGAACGUGACCGCGCAAAAAUAUGGAGGAGGAUUCAAGUGUAUUGCAGAGGUUGAGAUAGCUGGGAAUUCCACAUUCAACAUGUCCAACAGCUGCGCUGAAUCAGAAGACGGUGGAGGGUUUUAUGCUCAAAUGGGUUUUAAGCUGUUGACCGGCUCAAGACUCUUCAUUUGGAAUGCGACAGCUGGAAACCGUGGAGGAGGAUUCCAUGUCAAAGGCAGGACGUUGAUCAGCCGUUCCACAGUCAGCAUCGAAAAUGCAACAGCCCGGCAGUUUGGUGGAGGCUUCAACACACUGGACGAGGUUGUCAUUGAUGAGAUGUCAAGUGUCAGCAUUUCCAAUUCAAGAUCGGCAGAAGCACAGGGUGGAGGCUUCAACACCGACGGACGCUUGCAGGUGACCAACAGCUCAGUCGUCAGCCUUCAGAAUGUGACCGCACAGAAACAUGGAGGAGGAUUCAAGUGUUCUGCAGAGGUUGAGAUAGCUGGGAAUUCCACAAUCAACAUUUCCAACAGUCGCGCUGAAUCAGGAGAUGGAGGAGGUUUUUAUGCUGAAAAGGGCUUGAAGCUGUUGAUGGGCUCAAGACUCAUCAUUCAAAAUUCGGUGGCUGAAAGUUUUGGAGGAGGCUUCUAUGCCAGAGAUAGGGUUUUGAUCAGCAGCUCUGCAGUUGGCAUCCGAAGUGCCAUGACCCAAGAGCUUCUUGGAGAUUUUCUGGCAUUUGACAAUGGUGGCAGCUCAUUCGUCAGCCUUCAGAAUGUGAUUGCCAGGGAUAGUGGAGGAGGUUUCUUUGCCAUUGGAGAGGUUGAGAUAGCUGGGAAUUCCACAAUCAACAUGUCCAACAGUCGCGCUGAAUCAGGAGAUGGAGGAGGUUUUGACACUGAAAAAGGCUUGAAGCUGUUGACAGGCUCAAGGCUCAACAUUCGGAAUGCGACAGCUGGAAACCACGGAGGAGGAUUCCAUGUCAAAGGCAGGACGUUGAUCAGCCGUUCCACAGUCAGCAUCGAAAAGGCAACAGCCCGGCAGUUUGGUGGAGGCUUCAACUCACUGGACGAGGUUGUCAUUGAUGAGAUGUCAAGUGUCAGCAUUUCCAAUUCAGGAUCUGCAGAAGCACAGGGUGGAGGCUUUAACACCGACCGACGCUUGCAGGUGACCAACAGCUCAGCCGUCAGCCUUCAGAACGUGACCGCACAAAAACAUGGAGGAGGAUUCAAGUGUCUUGCAGAGGCCGAGAUAGCUGGGAAUUCGACAGUCAACAUUUCCAACAGCUGCGCUGAAUCCAGAAACGGUGGGGGUUUUUAUGUGGAAAGGGACUUGGAGAUGUCCACUGGGUCAAGACUCAUCAUUCGGAAUGCGACUGCUGGAAAACAUGGAGGAGGAUUUUUUGCCGAAGGCAGGACAUUGAUCAGCCAUUCCACAGUUAGCAUCCAAAAUGCCAUGGCCUGGCAUUUUGGAGGAGGGUUCUUUGCAGGAGGCUUUGCAUUUGUCAAUGCAUCCACUGUGACCUUCUCUAGUACCCAUGCAGGGGCAGACGGUGGUGCUUUUUCUGUGGUUGGUUUGAUUUUGAACAAAGGGUCCAUGUCCACCAGCAACUCUACAGCACUGAGAUUAGGCUCUGCAGGGCGUGUACAUGGUCAAGUGCUUAUUUCGUCUCAGUCCAACUUGGUGGUGAAACAUGCUCAAGGUCUCCACAAUUCCAGCGUGCUAGCAGCAAGCUGCCUCCGACUGCGUGAUCGGUCGCAGGUUCUUUUUGAAGGUGUCGUCGGCGGCCAUGGGGUUGAGCUACAAAAUAGUGGAUGCUCUGAUGUUUGCUCAAACAGCACGUUCCAUGUUGCAGCGGAUUCAGCCCUCAACGCCAGUGGUCGCUUGAGUUCGGGUCUUCUAUCCCUUGCAGCCUGCCCGCAGGAGGAGGUACGUUUGUCAGGCAUCCACCUGCACUCCUGGUCCAGCACGUUGCUCAGCACCCGCCCAAGCUUUGUGGUAGUCGACCAAGUGAGUGUCGACUACGAGCCAGCGGUCAACAAUUUGCAGGUCCUAGCUGCCAAGGAAGGCUUCAAGAUCGACUCCUUGACCGUUUCCUGCCGGAACUGCGCCUGGGGCGUCACUUUCAACGCUGCAAAGGACGGAACGCUCAAAGCCGUGAGCUCUGAACAUCUCCGAUGCUCCCGGACAGUCACAGUGUCAAAAGGCUUGACGCAACGAUGCGAGUGUUCCAACUACCAGAUUGCAACCGAGCGCUUCCGCGAUGUCGAUAUGGUGCCGCUGGAAAGCACUUUCGAGACGUGCAUGUUCUGCAAGCCCCACUUCCACUUUCAGAAUGGCGAUUGUCCGAAAUGUGGAAUCUUCAAUGCUUGGUCUGAUGGGAACGAGGACGUUUGCCAUGUUCUGCCACGCAAGAAGACGGAGCUGAUCACACUCUUGACAGGUGGAGCCGUCGUGGUCAUUUUGACCUUCCUUGCGUUCGAGGUUUUGCACGCUCCUUUGAUGAUCCUUGAUGCGAAGUCAGAUUUGGCAGAUCCAACACAAACUGAAAGCAAGAGAACUUUCAAGCUUGCAGUUCAAGGUCCUCUUGUUGAUCUCCAUAAAAACCUGUCUCGAUUGGUGCACCAGCGGGUGCGUUAUCGGGCAAGGGGAACAGGAUUAAUAUGGCUAGACUAUGAUCGGAAGAAGUCCAAUGCAAUCAAAGUGCGCAAUAUUGCACGCAGAAAGCUUUUGCUUCAAGACACAAAUCCCCCGUUUGAUUGCGCUACGUGCAAGGGCUCUUUGCAUGCCGUCGAUUUUGUUUACCUGCUCGGUUUGCUCACUGCUUGCAUAUCAGUGACAGCGAUGCUACCUGUCAUCAUGAAAGUAGCAAUCAUAUCCGGCAACGGUGUGGGGCAUGUUUUCGUUACUGCACUUUAUGUGACCCUUCCUUUGGUUGCUGCUGCUGCACUUCUGCAUUUUCCGGUGGCGUGGCUGAUCCAGCGGCUAUAUCGCAGAACGUCAUUUUCGGAAGCUUUGGAUGAGUACUGGAAACAAAUCCACUGCAAACCAUUCAUGGGACCUGAUGCAGCCCAUCCUCGCAACCAGGGCUUGCAGGUUCUGACUUUGCGCGACUUGUGGAAGCAUUUCGAGGGCUUUAUUCUGGAGCGCAAUAUGCACUUUGUGGUUGCCAACAUAGUAACGCCCCUGACUCAAAGCAAAGGAGUUUCCUUUGUAGCCCUUUGGGGUGGCAGGCGGGUGGACUAUUUUGUGUCCCAUUCCUGGGGCACCAGCUUUCCGCACUUCGUGCAUUCCAUCCAGUGCCAUGCUCUGUCCAAAGAAGGCCCCACUUCUUGGAUCGAUGCAGCAUAUUGGAUCUGUUCGUUUGCGAACAACCAGUGGAACAUCGGAGCCGAGCUCGGAAGUGACCCCAUGGAGAGCGCCUUUGCGCGAACUUUGACUGCGGGAAUCAAAGGAGUUGCGAUGGUCUUGGACCAGGAAGUGCAGCCUCUCACAA
Cladocopium goreaui is the source of this 6324-nucleotide messenger RNA. The record is from the annotation of a GenBank genome assembly. Lineage: Eukaryota; Dinophyceae; Suessiales; Symbiodiniaceae.